UGGAGGGAUUUUUAUCCAAUUGAAAUAUCGAUUUCGUGUGUAAAUAAAUCAAAGAUGUCGGCCAGGAACAAUCUUCGGUCCUCCCUUCGGAGGACAUAGCUUAAGAUGGGUUCAUUUAGCGUCCCAAAGGUUCACUUGCCGUCCUGAAAGGUUCGCUUAGCACCUCAAAGGAUUUACUUAGCAUACCGAAGAUUAGCUUAGUGUACCAAAGGUAAGGAGUGAGAAACGCAAGCCUACUCGCCCGCCCGUAAGCCCUGGGAGCGGGAGCAAUUAAGUGGCAGAAGAGUGCGAAAUACUCUGGAAUGAGAACGAAGCCGGCAGAACCUCCGAGGAAGCAUGUCCUGCCGGGUAGGUGGUCAAGAACAGCCUGCCACGCCUUAUAAUUCAGGAUAUAUAACGUGGGUCUUCUCGGCUCAGCUUCCCGCCGCUGACAGUGGCUCGUGUGUCCCCAUUCUUCUCCAUAAUUUGUUUUCUUUUACUCUCUCCCAGCUCGACGCGUGUGGAUUUAAUAUCGGUGGAUGGGGGCGUGCAGGGGCGAGCAGGCGGCCGUGGUGAAUCGGCAAUGGAGGGUCUGAGAGGACCCUAGUCCGCCCACACAAAGAUGGUGCGUCAGUGUCUAUAUAUUAACUGGUUUCGCUUCCUGUCGAUCCUCUCAAUGGCUUCAUCUGUUGGUAAAUUAUUCAUUAUACACGCCAUUCACACCCAUUGAUACUGCCAGGUGUCGCCAGACUGAACGUCGUCAAUUGGCAAGUAGCACAGAAGAUGAGGUUCAUCAGUGGUCUGGUCGCUCAAGAUGUUUACCGGAAAAUAAAGCUCUGGGUGUGUUUGCCUGCAGAGCGUUUAGUGGAGAUGUGCAAGCAGAAACCACAUGUAUUUGCUUUAGGGUUUGAGAGAGAGAACAUGCAGCGUAAAGCUGCUGGUAAUGGAAUGCCCUGGCGUGCUCUCACCCCCGUGAUAGGCUCGAGGCUGCGCCGGUGGGCGGCGCAUCACACCCACCGACCAACCACUCCUCUGGGGAUGGGCGUAACCUGGCCCCUCCUCUUCACACCGCCAUGCCAGCCAGAGUUACUGCCUGACAUAAUAUUCCAGGUUGCUUGGUGGAAAGAACAAACAUUUGUUGACGUUUCACGUAAGACGAUCUAAUUUAAGAGUGCACAGGAGAAGAAUACAGGGAGAAUAAGAGAGCUGUCAGUGUGACAGAAUACUGACGCGAGGUGAAGGCUGUAACUCAGCCGUGUAACACUAGUUCGACCAGUGAAACAACGUCGCUAGUGGCAGCAGUGUUGUGGUGUUGGUCCGCUGGCUAGCAUACACACGAUCGUGAGGCUACGUUGAGGUUUUAACCUCCAGGGAUAUGAUUCAGCGGCGUUAAAGAGUGUUUGUGUAUAAGGAGGUACUGCGAGGAUUGCGUAGUGACUUAAGGAAGUGUGUGAGGAGUGGCAAGGAUGUGGCAGAGGGCGGCAGCGGCGGCAGAGCGGCGGUGAACAUCAGUGUUCGGCCGCGCCACCCGCUGUGGAGGGUGGCCGGUCCCGCAUGUGUCCAAGCAUGAGCGCAGAUGCGGCGUCUGGGACCUGGGGAGGCUCGCCGGAGGCUGCAGAGAUCCUCCACAAUGAUGCUGGCAGGGAGGAGGAGAAGGAAGCAGGGGCCCCCAGCCUCCCCCACCACCUCGCCGGGGAUGACUCCGAUAGUGACAUUAGUGUGGGGUGUCCCUCACCCAAGCCUGAUGACGGCACUUCCCCGGCAGUGGAGUCUCAAUCUGUCGCAGGUCACAGCGAGGACCUGGGAAAUCCCCCUUCGCGCACGCCGACUCCAGGCGCUGGUUCGACACCCAUGAAGUACCAAGAAGAUGGAAUCGCCUCCCCGGAGAGUGUCAUGUCGCCUCCACCGCCCCCUACCACUCCCGUCAAAGAAGGAACUGAGGACGAAUACUUCAAGCCGCUGAAAAAACUGAGAAUGAUACAGUUGCAACAGCAAGAGGAGGCGGCGGCAGCUUUAGCGGCUCGAACUAACGCUGGAGUAAAGUCCUUUUCGAUCUUAGAGAUCCUCAGUCACAAACCUGUAGUGGCCAAGGCUCCUGAAGCCUCAGGAGCCCGCAUCGUUAGGCCCUGGGACACCGAUGAAGAGGAGGACGCGUCGCGGCCACAGUCGGUGGACGACAUGAGCGUCUCCUCGGCGUCUUCUUCAGGCGGGUCGCCGCGGCCAGCGUCCAGUGGAUCAGGCCAGGGCCACUCCCGCACCCGCGGCAAGGAUGGCAACCCUCUGGACGCUCUUUUCCAGAUGACCAGCAAGACUUUUGAGGGACUCAAAGGUGGCCAGCAGCCCGACGGGUCCGGCAGCCACCUCAACCUCUUCAGUAACAAGCAGCCGCCAAAGAAGAAGCGGAAGAGCCGGACAGCCUUCACCAACCACCAGAUCUUUGAGUUGGAGAAGCGGUUCCUCUACCAGAAGUACCUGUCACCAGCUGACAGGGACGAGGUAGCCCAGACGCUGGGGCUCAGUAACGCGCAGGUGAUUACAUGGUUCCAGAACCGGCGGGCGAAACUGAAGAGGGACAUGGAGGAGCUGAAGAAGGACGUCACGUCUCACAAGAUCCUCAGUGACCACUCUACCUUCAUCAAGACCAUGACGCAGAUGGGACUCCUCAAACACAAGCCUGGAGAGCCGUUCGACCUCAAGAAACUCACCGGGUGAUGGUGAUAAUGAUGGUGACUGAUCACAAUAAACGCCAUCUUGAUGAUGAUGAUGAUGAGAAGAAUGAUUGUGAUGGCGGAAGUGGAGACAAACAUGAUGAUCACGAAUAAUGUGAGAAUGGUGAUGUGUUGAAGAUAAUGUUAAUAAUGAUAAUGGUGAUAAUGAUGGUGAAGAUGAUGAGUUUGUAAGUGCCAAGAGAAAGUGUCCUCCUCUUCCUUCUGGACUCGUGUUUGGAAGGAGGUGCGAGAAAGAAGAGGGAAGAAAGACGGAAACGAGAGGAAAAUCUUUUAGGAAGCUUCGGGGAGGAAUACAAUGAAAGGGAUACAAUGAAAGGGAUACAUUGAGAGGACCACAAUGAGAGGGAUACAUUGAGAGGACCACAAUGAGAGGGACACAUUGAGAGGACCACAAUGAGAGGGAUACAAUGAGAGGACCACAUUGAGAGGGGAUACAAUACCACAUAGUGAGUCUCAGGAAAACAAAUCAUUUAAACAUCCUCUCAUUUAUUUUUCAAGAAACACGAAGGUAAAUCCUUCAAGACUUCACGAAAAUCAAACCAAGUCUUAAAUAUGUCUUAAAACUGUCUUAAAACUGUCUUAAAACUGUCUUGUCUGCCCCUAUGCGUCGUGCAGCUCACGAUUAGACUGUCAAACAAGUCUGGAGAUAAACAUUAAAGCUUCAAAACAAGUCUAGGUUAAUUUAACAUAAAUAGAUCUGAAUUCUCCAUGCACAUGUUUGAGGUUUGAGUUAUCUACAAUAUAUUUGCCUGAUAAUGUUCAAUAAAUCUACAAGGUGGUUCAUUUAUUUAUAUGCGGCAAUUUAUCUUAAGUUCUCAUAUACACAGCGUCGUAAGAUGCAGUGCACAGGACGCUGUACACUACCCCCAGUACACUAGAUCCGGCACACCAGAUCCCCCAGUACACUACACCCAAUACACUAGACUUCCAGUACACGAGACCCCAGUGCACUAGACCCGGUACACUAGACCCCAGUACACUAGACCCCCAGUACACUAGACCCGGUACACUAGACCCCCAGUACACUAGACCCCCAGUACACUAGACCCGGUACACUAGACUCCCAGUACACUAGACCCGGUACACUAGACCCCCAGUACACUAGACCCCCAGUACACUAGACCCCCAGUACACUAGACCCGGUACACUAGACUCCCAGUACACUAGACCAGGUACACUAGACUCCCAGUACACUAGACCCCCAGUACACUAGACCCGGUACACUAGACUCCCAGUACACUAGACCCGGUACACUAGACCCAGUACACUAGACCCCCCAGUACACUACACCCAAUACACUGGAUCAUAAUACACGAGACCCCAAUACACUAGACCCGGUACACUAAACCCCCAGUACACUAGACCCGGUACACUAGACUCCCAGUACACGAGACCCCAGCACACUAGAGCCUGUACAAUAGACCCAGUACACUAGACCCAGUACACUAGAUCCCAGCACACUAUACUCUGUAUACUAGAUCCAGUACACUAGACCCCCAGUACGCUAGACCCAGCAAUACACUAGAUCCUGUACACUAGACCCAGUACACUAGACCCCUGUACACUAGGACCAUUACACUAGAUUGAGUACACUAGACCAGUACACUAGAUCCAGUACACUAGACCCAAGUACACUAGACCCAGUAGCACACUAGACCCCAGUACACUAGGACCAGUACACUAGACCCCAUUACACUAGACCCCAGUACACUAGAUCCAGUACACUAGAUCCAGUACACCAGAUUCAGUACACUAGACCAGUACACUAGACCUCAGUACACUAGGACCAGUACACUAGACCCCAGUACACUAGAUCCCAGUACACUAGAUCCAGUACACUAGAUCCAGUACACUAAAUCCAGUACGCUAAUCCAGUACACCAGAUUCAGUACACUAGACCAGUACACUAGACCCCAGUACACUAGACUCUAGUACACUAGACCCCAGUGCACUAGACCCCCAGUACACUUACCAAAAUCAACGCAGCUCUUUUAAGUGCAAGUGACACAACAACAACAACAAUAACCUAACUGAACAAUCUUUUUUCAUUGGCCACUAACUGUAUUAGCAUGAGUUGAACCUGCCUAGCAUGGGUCAGUAGGCCUGUUGCAGUGCUCCUUCUUUCUUAUGUUCUUAAAGCAACAUCAGACAUUAGUUCAACUACCCAGGAGUGAUUAUCAUACUGAACAUCCUACAGGAAACACAUGAACAACAACACAGCAACAUAUAAAACACUGGAAGACCUUUAAGAACAGUAUUUAGGGACUUUAGCCACACGUCUAGUUAGUCUUCGAGUAUGAGGAACCAGUGUGGAGCUCACACUUAUUCAUGUGUAGAAGCUCGAGAAAAUCCAGAGUUUUGUAACGUGAUUAGUUCUGGAGUUGAAGAUAAUGAACUACGGAGAUGUUCUGAACUUGGGCAUUGAUAUAUAGUAGUUGACACAGAGAGAAUGAGGUGAGAGGGACAGUAACAAGGGGAAAUUAUUACAGCUGAAAAACCUGUGUGAGCCACAAGGAUUUUAGGAAAUACUUUCUAAGCUGUGGAAAAAAGUGAAAGAAUGUGGAUGAGGAGGCAGUGGAAGCAAACAUUAUAGACAGUUCCAAGAGAAAAUAAACGGUGCCAGAGGCAAGGAACCAGGAACAGUAAAUGCAGCUUCAGAGAUGGGGCCAAGAGCUGAGACUCAGACCCCAUAAGCGCCGUUCUAACAAAACAUUCUCCCACUUAUGGGGGGACUACUGAGGAGAUUUCAUUUGGGUAAAGUACAAACUAUUUCUGUCGCUCAUCAGAUGACUUUAAUAAGGUUCAAUAAACAUGGUCAGAAAGACGAAAUAAAUAAAAAAAUAGUGUUUCUGCUCCCAGGAUAGUCUGAGCAGAGGUUCAUGAGCCACAACCCGAUGCUAGAGGACUUUCCUUAGAUUUGGCGCCACUGGCUCUCUAAUGUGACAUGACUGCCUCUCUAAUGUGACAAGACUGGCUCUUGAAGUGCAGCUGGUAUGUAACUCCCGGCCAGCUGGUUACAAUAUCCCCAGCAACAAUACAAUAAUUUAUUCAUCUACAUUCAAUUUUGUAAUACGUCAACACAGAUUUUUUGUAACUCGUCGUCAGGCGCAACACUUAUGUAACACAUGAUGUAAAUAACUCUGUACAGCUUCAUGUAAAUAUUUUUGUAA
Cherax quadricarinatus is the source of this 5878-nucleotide messenger RNA. Its product is annotated as barH-like 2 homeobox protein. Gene Ontology annotation, molecular function: sequence-specific double-stranded DNA binding; DNA-binding transcription factor activity, RNA polymerase II-specific. The record is from RefSeq and is a predicted model, not a curated record. NCBI's taxonomy places the organism in Eukaryota, Metazoa, Arthropoda, Malacostraca, Decapoda, Parastacidae. Gene Ontology annotation, cellular component: nucleus. Gene Ontology annotation, biological process: regulation of transcription by RNA polymerase II.